AUGGCGGAAGAAGACUUCGCCGGCUAUUCUCCUCGGUCGGAGGAUUUCGAAUUCCACAUGACUGCUGAUGACGACCUAGCCCUGCUCUCUCCGGCCGAUGAACUCUUCUACAAGGGGAAGCUUCUCCCUCUCCACCUCCCCCCGCGCCUGCAAAUGGUUGAGCAGCUUCUGGCCAACCCACCCUCCGCCGACGAUGCCGCCGGAGACGAAGGAACCGAUUAUCUCUCCUGCAACUCCAGCGUCAUGCAUUCUCAUUCCAAUUCGCUUCCCAAGAAAUCAUGGACCAAGAAGCUCCUCAACCUCAAGAUCAAAGCUCCGAAAUCCUACUUGAGGUCCUUUUUCCACAAAUCCAGAUCCUCCGAAGAGGACUUGAAGACUUCAAAGAGCAUGAAACGCGAUCAAAAUGAGAUCUUGGCGGACGACGAGCGAGUGACCAAGUCCUCUGUUUCCUCCUCCGCCGCUGUUGCGACGAAGUCGUUGUCCUUCUCGAGCACCGCCAACACGGGCGGGAAGUCGACACUGAAGAGGAGCAGCAGCGUGAGCUCCGACGCGGAGAACUCGAUCCAAGGAGCGAUUGCCCACUGCAAGAAGAGUCAGCUGGAAGUUGACUCGGCGGCGGCGAGGAAGAGCGCGGGCAAUGUGGGCUUCUACCUCCUCUCCGCUUCCAAGAUUGCUCCGGACUGCGAACAGAGCAAGAAAACAGAGAUGAUGCAGUUUGACUUUUGUUUUUGA
This is a messenger RNA of Zingiber officinale, 732 nucleotides long. Its product is annotated as probable membrane-associated kinase regulator 4. Bases 1 to 732 code for a protein of 243 amino acids. Gene Ontology annotation, molecular function: kinase inhibitor activity. The record is from RefSeq and is a predicted model, not a curated record. NCBI's taxonomy places the organism in Eukaryota, Viridiplantae, Streptophyta, Magnoliopsida, Zingiberales, Zingiberaceae. The transcript has a single exon. Gene Ontology annotation, cellular component: plasma membrane.